Molecule: messenger RNA, 1914 nt
Organism: Crotalus tigris (Tiger rattlesnake)
Lineage: Eukaryota; Metazoa; Chordata; Lepidosauria; Squamata; Viperidae
Gene: VOPP1
Product: VOPP1 WW domain binding protein
Exons: 5
Coding region: 676-1182 (168 amino acids)
Cellular component (GO): cytoplasmic vesicle membrane
Source: RefSeq, a predicted model, not a curated record
CUUUAAUCCAGCGUCCUGGGCGGUAGGUCGCGCGCCUCCUCCCCGAGCCCUGUUUGCCGCCCGCUUUUUCUACCGAAGUAGGGGGAAGCAGCCCGAUGGGCGAGUGAAGCAGCUACUGCUUAGCGAAGUCUGCGAGGCGGUCUCGGGGCGGGCACUUUCCAUCCUACAAACCCUGCCCUGCGAUUCAUUCUAUUUCCGCCAACUGCGUUGCGGCCUCUCUUUGUGCUGCUUCUAGGCAUAGUCCUCCCGUCCUUGCUGGUCACUGGGGAUUGCUCCCGUAGCAGGAUCAACGUCCGGGGGCAUCAAUUAUUGGGGACAUGCCGUAAUUGGUAACUAAAUAAGAGGCGUUUUCCAGCGAUUGUAGAAAUCCGGAACUCUAACCAGGUUCGUCUCUCCUGGAAAGUGAGCGAUCCUUUCCAGUUCAAAGCCAAGCAAAGGAACGAGGAUCCUUUGUCUCUUUGAUCUUUACUUCUCCUUUCUCGCGCUCACCGGAUCACUUGGGGUCUUUUGCCAUCACCACAUCUCUUCCCUAUCCCGUCCUUGAGCCAUCUCUUCCUUUUUUGCACCUUUUGAAGGCGGAAUGCUGGAGGGAAUGGCGCUCCUACUAACAGCUUCCAAGUGUCUCUGAGAAAACCAGGCAGAAAGAAGGAAUCUCGACUGAGAAAAAAAGGAGAAAUGAGCCCUUUUCAGCAGGGAAUAUUAGUGUUGCUUUUCCUAUUCCUGGAGGAUUCAGAAGCCAAAAAGCAAUGCUGGUAUUUUGAAGGGGUGUUUCCUACACAUUAUAUAUGUCGAUCCUAUGAAGAUUGUUGUGGUUCAAGAUGCUGCGUGAGAAGUUUGUCGAUCCAGCGACUAUGGUAUUUUUGGUUCCUUCUGAUGAUGGGAGUUUUAUUUUGCUGUGGGGCUGGUUUCUUUAUCCGAAGACGGAUGUAUCCUCCACCACUGGUUGAUGAAACAACUUACAAUGUGUCAUUCACUCGACCGCCUAACUCCAGUACACCAGGAGCCCAGCAGCCAGGAAUGGCCUAUUAUGCAGAUUCAGAAGAAAUUAUGAUGAAUCCUAUGGCCAUGAGUUACCAUGUCCAACCUAAGUCUCCACAAAUGAACCAAGUUUAUCCCCCUCCACCUUCUUACUGCAACACCCCACCCCCAUCAUAUGAGCAGGCUGUGAAAUCUUCCACAUAAUCUCUUUAUUGAAACCAGCAGGACCUUGGUCAAAAAGAAGAUCAAUUGUGAGCUAACUAAAGAUUUCUCAGAACUCUACUAUCCUUUGCUAUUGUUCCAACUAUAGAAUAAUUUGGACAAUAAUGAUGGACUUGCAGCACAGGACAAAUUAAGUUUUGACGUAUUCAAAAUAAGAGAUUUUUGUAUGCUUCCCUUCCCAAACCUAUAUUUAAAUUCCCUUUGCUGACCUUUUUAAUUUAUUCUCUUUGUGAUUUUGAUGCAUAUCGUAACACAUGUUUGAGGGAAAGUAUGGUAGCAAGCACAAAAUAAUUUAAACCUCUAGGAAGAUAUUCUAUCAUUUUAUAGAUGAAAAAAGAAAAAAAAACGAUGGACUGAAAACAGUUGAAUUAAUUGAAGCAAAUGAACUUAUUAAUAAAGCUUAGACAAAUAGUUGAUAAAGGAAACUUUGGAGGAACUGUAGUACAAUAUGUGGAAAACCUUUCAUGUCAGAAUAAAAUCCCUUUGUUUCACUAGCACCAACAUUGGAGGGAAGAAGAUUACAAAAUCUCUUGUGUUAACAGUUUGUGGAAGAUGGGCUGCCAAAAAUAAGAACAUGCAUUUUUCCUUUUGGGAGUGCAAAUCAGCAAAUUGCUGAUUUGGAAUGGAAAGGAAAACGCUAUUGAGGGUCAACAAUAAUUUGCCAAAAAUAAAGUAAUAAAAAGAAAUAUGUCUAGAAAAUACUGCUUAUGUAAA